AUGGAGCUAAUCAUGACUGGGCGAGGGGUGACAGAGGAGGAGGCAGCAGCAGGCAGGGCGUCGUGUGUGGCGCUGCGGCAUGCACUGCAGCAGCAGCUGAGGCAGGCUGGUGCAGAGGCCUUCAUCGCCCCUGCUGCCACCGGCUUCCCUCCACCCCUCCAUCAAGCAGGCACGACAGGAGAUCCCAUCAUGUCCAUCCCCUGGAGCCAUGCGGGUCUGCCCACUGUCACCCUGCCAGUCGCCCUCGCACCUGCUGCAGCUGCUGGCAGCACUCGGGAGGGUGGUUCCGUGCAUGAAUGCAGCGAGGAGAGUAAUGAAGAGUGCAGCAGGGAGGGCAGCAGGGAGUAUCUUCCACUGGGAGUCACGCUGGUUGGGAUGUGGAACGAGGAUGAGACACUGUUGGACGUUGCAUUGGAGCUUGAAGGCUUUUCUGAUUGCACUUCACCAUUGUGA
This is a messenger RNA of Closterium sp. NIES-65, 453 nucleotides long. Lineage: Eukaryota; Viridiplantae; Streptophyta; Zygnematophyceae; Desmidiales; Closteriaceae. The record is from the annotation of a GenBank genome assembly.